AUGGCUCGUUUACAGUUGGAACGGGAACAUGUUCGCCGAGAAGCUCUUCAUGAAGCCGAAUUAAAGCAGAUGGAAACCGGUUUGGAUAUGGCCGAAAGCAAACUAGACCUUUUAUCCGGCCUCAAACAAAAGGGUGAAAGCCUACUAAAAGAAAAAAUUAAUCAGGUCACUGACAAAGGGGUUUCAAACCAAUUGCACUUGGUUCCCCCUUCCCUCUGGGAAGUAAAAAUACCUCCCGACAAAUUAGCCCAAUUAGGGAUUAAAGAAACGGAAAACGAAACUUCUUUAAUUAAUUCUUUAUUAGAUACUAUUUCCCAACAAGCCACCGAAAUAGAAGUUAAUCAAAAACAACUGCUUAAUUAUCAGGUUCAGCCCGUUGCUUCUUUUUCCGACCGUCCGACUCCUCGCACUCCCCGUUCGCUAAAUACUCCCGCUAUUUCCGAAUUAGAUGAGUUGGUGGAAAUCGUUCACCAGCAAGAAGUAGACUUAGAAAGUAAUGCUACCCAAAUCAUUACUGAAUUACAAACUCAAGCCGAAAGCUUACGCCAGCAAUUACAGGAUUUAACCACCCAAUUAACUCGAAAAGAAAAUGAUUUAAUUCGUGGGGAAAAUCAACGACAAACCCAACUUAAUGAAACCGUUAAAUUACAGGAAAAAGUUAAGAAAUUAAAAACUGAAUUAGAAAGUCGGGAAAAUGAUUUAGUAAGUGCCGAAACUGAAUUAGCUCAAAUUACCGAAGAUUUUGACCAAGCUGAGGAAGAAAAGGAAAAAGUAAAGAAAUAUUAUUUAGAGGCUUUAUUAAAAGAAAGAAAUGCGAAAUUAGAAUUAGAAAAACAACUGGCUUACGAGGGGGAAAGAGCAGAACUACAACGAUUAAUUGAUGAGCAAGAAACUAAGUAUCAAGAAGAGAAAACUGAGCGAGAAGUUGCUUUUCGGAAGCAGAUGGAUAAUAUGAGAUUGUUUCAAUUAACUGCCAUCCGGGAGGUUAAUCAGCCAGCAAUAAGUAGGCAUAAAUAUAACGCUAGCCUGCCAACUAGUCUUUCUAAUUCUCCUCGUCAUUCAGUUUGUUAUGUUGAUGGUGAAGAAAAUUUCAAAAGUCAAGUUAACUCCCCGUCGGGGGAGAGUGGUGCUAAUCCUUUUGAACAAAUCGAAGAAAGGAGAAGUUCGACUUCUUCAAUGGUCACUAAUCAUGAAAAUCUGGAUAAAGUUUUUGGAGAGGUUUUAGAAACUCUGACUGAUUUAGAAACUGAGACUAGCAAUAGUUGUAAUGCCGAUGAACAUAAAAAAUUAGUCGCUGAGUUGAAAGACUGGGAGGAUGAAUUGGGACAAGUAAAAUAUGAAUUACAAGAAGCUCAAGCUCGGGAGCGGAGCAUGAAGCAAGAAUUACAAAGUAAAGAGGAGCAAAUUAUUCUUUUUACUGAACAAUUAAAAAAUUUUCAAGUGGAAUCAGAGGUCGAGAGACAAGGAAAAGCAAGGCAAAUGUUACUUUUACAGACCCAAAAUGAAAACUUACAAAAUGAAUUAGAAGCGGUUAAAAAUGAACGAGCAGCUCAAAAAUCAGCCUUUACUAAUUUAGCGUCGAAUGUAAAAGUAUUGGAGGAAACUAAUCAGCAGUUAAAAAAGGCUAUGGAAAGAUUAAAAAAAACUAAUAAACAGUCCAGAAAAUCCGAUCUAAAAGAAUUGAGAAAUUUACUCCAGCAACCUUCUCAACUGAUUAAAGAAACCAUGGCCGACGAAGAAGAAAUAGACCUUGAAGAAGAGGAUGAAGCAAGUGAAAGUGAAGCCGAGGCAAAUGAAAACGAAGAUGAACUUAGUGACUUAAAAGAAAAAAUAGCUGACUAUGGUUCCAGCAUCGCGACACUUCUGGCAGCGGUCAAGGAACUAAACACACAAAAACAAGCCGCCGAAAAGAAACGGGAUGAACUACAAAAACGGGUUAGCAAACUGGAAAAAAAAGGAACUGAUCAACAAGCCAGAGUUAAGGGCAAAAUAGCCGAGGUUAAAGAAGUUUCGGAACAAUUAGAGGCUCAGAUAGAAUUAGAUUUGGAAAGAUAUGAACAAGAUUUAAAGAAAAUUGGCGAGGGGAUAAAGCAGUUAAAAGCUGGUAAUCGCCAAGCCAUUCAAGCCAAAGACCAAGAAAUCCAGAACUUGAAAGAUAAACUUCUUGCCUGUCAACAAAAAAGAGCUAAUAUUCAGCAAUGGGAAAACAAGGAAGAAAAAAAUGAGAUUGGUGAAAGAUUAAUGACCGCCUUGAUUGGUUGUGCCAGUCAGAAAGAUAAGAUUAUUGAGUACUUGGCUCAACCUUGUUCUUCUUGCGAGUGUAAGUCAAAAACCACAAAAGAUUUAACCACGGUUAGGAACUGA
Molecule: messenger RNA, 2364 nt
Organism: Ambispora gerdemannii
Lineage: Eukaryota; Fungi; Glomeromycota; Glomeromycetes; Archaeosporales; Ambisporaceae
Source: the annotation of a GenBank genome assembly